Phodopus roborovskii (desert hamster) is the source of this 972-nucleotide messenger RNA. Its product is annotated as vomeronasal type-1 receptor 1. The record is from RefSeq and is a predicted model, not a curated record. Gene Ontology annotation, molecular function: pheromone receptor activity. Gene Ontology annotation, cellular component: membrane. NCBI's taxonomy places the organism in Eukaryota, Metazoa, Chordata, Mammalia, Rodentia, Cricetidae. The coding region runs from base 1 to 972 and encodes 323 amino acids. The transcript has a single exon. Gene Ontology annotation, biological process: G protein-coupled receptor signaling pathway.
AUGGAUGCACAGAUUUCCAUUAACCUAAACUGGGGGAUGAUGUUCCUCAUUCAGACCACUGCUGGAAUCCUAGCCAAUUCCUUCCUGUUUCGUCUGUAUACCUUUCCACUGUUCACUGAACAAGUGGUGAGACCCACAAGCUUGAUUCUCAGUCAGCUGGUCAUAUGUAACAAUCUGGUUCUUUUCUCCAAAGGUAUCCCUCAGACAGUGGCCACUUUUGGGUUGACAUUUUUCCUGGAGGAGUCUGGGUGCAAAGUUAUUUUCUACAUACACAGAGUGGCCAGAGGGGUCUCCCUCAGCACCACCUCCCUCCUCAGUGGCUUUCAGGCCAUUAAGCUUCACCCCAACACUUGUGGGUGGCUAAACCUCAGAAUUAGAUCCCCAAAGUGCAUUGGCACCUGCUGUUUCCUUUGCUGGAUCCCACAGCUUGUGCUCAACAUCCCUGUUUCCAUGACUAAAACUGUCCCCCAAAAUAGCAAAAACCUGAGUGCUAAAGGAUUCUACAGAUACUGUUCCUCAACUAUGCCUGAGAAAUUAACUUUCUUACUAAAAGCAGUGAUUUUAUCCCUAAGUGAUAUUACGUGUCUGGUCAUCAUGGCCUGGGCCAGUGGCUCCAUGAUCCUUGUCCUUCGUAAGCACAAGCAUCGAGUCCAGCACAUCCAUAGCCACAGCCUCUCCCCAAGGCCUUCCCAUGAGGACAGAGCCACACGAACCAUCCUGAUCCUGGUGACCAUGUUUCUCUCCUUUUACUCUGUAGCUUCCAUGUUAUCACUUUGGCUAACUCAGACUGUGAACCCAAGCCAUUGGCUACUGAACACCUCUGUUCUGCUGUCACUGGGCUUCCCAGCACUCAGCCCCAUUGUGUUCAGUGUCAACAAUAUUUGUGUCCCUCAUUUCUGCUCUGUCUUUUGGACAAAGAAAGCAGAUGGUCUAACUAUGGUCUCUGAGGUUGUAGUCGCCUCCAGGACAUGA